UCAGUGGCAGGAUAUUCGAAACCAGGUGGCUACUUUAGAUUUGUUAAUGUAAUGUCCGAACUUGAUGAGCCCGGUGAAUAUUAUGUGGAUAGAGAGCGUGGUAUUUUAUAUGUAUGGCCGAGUAACGACGUGUCUUACAAAGAUAGUGAUAAGAUUUAUGUUUCCAUUGUACCCACAUGUAUAGAAAUUUCAAGUUCUUCAGCAAAUGUUGUCUUGGAAGGAUUUUCGAUAGAAGCAUGUCGACAGUAUGGUAUACUUGCUUCUUCGGUCAGUGAAAUAACCCUGUCGAAACUACAAAUUCAGAACACAGGUUCAUAUGGAAUAAACACAAGAGGCAACAAUAUUAAAAUCAGUCAGUGCUAUAUUCGAAAUACUGAUGGUGGAACUUACAUUUCAGGCGGUGAUCGAAAAACUUUAACCCCAUCAGGAAAUGAAGUGUCCGAUAAUGUCAUACUAAACUUCGGACGUGUUGGCUAUGUCGGGAGUGACGGGAUUUUUUGUGGAGGUGUUGGAAACCAUAUUCACCAUAACAUUUUAUACAGAGGUUCAUAUACAGGAAUACAUUGGAAUGAAAAUGAUCAUUUAUUUGAAUAUAAUCAUUUAUCAAAAAUGUGUAUAGAAGCAAGUGAUUGUGGAGGAAUGAUGACAGGUCGUGAUUGGGCUGCGAGAGGAAAUAUCAUUCGAAACAACCAUUUCCAUGAUAUAAAACGAUUAGUACCAGGUGUUGACGUCAGAGGUAUUAUGCUUGAUGACCAAUUUUCAAGUGUUAUUAUCGAAAAUAAUGUUUUUCAUAACAAUGAUGUGCAUGUCAACAUUGGAGGAGGAAGGAACAAUAUUGUUCGACAGAACAUUUUCUUCAAUACAUCUCAGUAUUCAAUGCAGAUAGAUGCGAGAGGUCACAAUAGAGGUGGAAACACUAAUGUUUUAAUAGAAAAUCUUAACAGAUUACCAUAUCAAAACGUUCUAUGGAGUCAUCGCUACCCAAAACUCGCUUCAAUUAUGUCUGAAAACAAGCCAGGUGAUCCAGAAGGGAACCAAAUAACAGAUAAUAUUUUCCACUCUAUGAAUAAACCCCAUUUCCAUGGACAGCAUAAAGCAGAAUGGUUUAAUGUUUCUGAGAAUAUUUACGUACCUGACGAAAGCAGCUUUUAUGCCCCCUUAUAUGGGAAUUUUAAACCUAUAUGUCUCCUGAAAGGUUUCGCUGCAGUAACUAGUUUUCAUAAUCCAGUACUGCCAAUCGAUGUUGGACCUAGAUACCAAAUAGGACCUUCAAGUAAUAAAAUUGUAAAACCAGCAUUGGGGUAUUUAUCAGGUAUCCCACCUACACCUGGGGCGUGUAUAUUAAAGUCCUUGGACAAACCUCCUGUACCUAUUUACCUUCCAGACGGAUCUGUUCCAAAUACGUUAUAUAAUGUUUCUCAAACAGGUUGCUGGUUUUCAUUUGACAAAUGUCCUAAUCAUUCUGCAUAUGAGAAGGCUAAAAGACCGGUAUCCACGCCUUUUUAUCGCGACAUAAACGCGGAAAUGAAAGAUAACUCAGGAACAAAUGAAACAAUCUGCCUAAACAAAGUGUCUGAAAUGAUAACAAAAUGUGGUAACGGUUCAUCCUUUGCAGUAAUAUUUGGACCAACAGGAGCAAUGACACUUGGCGGCGAUGGAUGUUAUUUUGCCACGUAUGGAUGUCCUAGGGUAAAAUCGAUGGCCUCUGGUUUCUUUAGAGAUUCAUGGGCAGAGCAACAUGUCAACGGUGCUCACGAUGAAUCGGCAUGUUUAUCCAGGGCAUUACCACAGUGGAGGUAUUGUGGAAGUGAUCCAGCAUUUCCCAUGGCUAGUAUAUAUAAACCAACAGGCCAUAUAAAAGUAGCAGGGAAGGGAUGUUGGAUUAAACCAGAGAAAUGUCCAGCUGACAACUCACUGAAUCACAUGUUUUAUGAUGGAUUUGGAGGUGCAAAUCUUAUGACAGAUGAUGACAUCGACAGCUGUUUUUCUCGGGCAGAAUAUUUCUGGAGACAAUGUGGAAGUCAUACUGAAUAUAAAGUUACAGCAUACUUUAGACCAGCAGGGAAAAGACAUAUUUUUCCAUGAGGAGAUAAGCCCGUUCAUUAAAUUUCAACACAUCCAUGACAUUUGUUGUCUUUCUGGUCAAAUGCAAG
This is a messenger RNA of Mytilus californianus (California mussel), 2153 nucleotides long. RefSeq lists its product as uncharacterized. The transcript has 16 exons. The coding region runs from base 52 to 2085 and encodes 677 amino acids. NCBI's taxonomy places the organism in Eukaryota, Metazoa, Mollusca, Bivalvia, Mytilida, Mytilidae. The record is from RefSeq and is a predicted model, not a curated record.